Molecule: messenger RNA, 1181 nt
Organism: Mustela erminea (ermine)
Lineage: Eukaryota; Metazoa; Chordata; Mammalia; Carnivora; Mustelidae
Gene: FAM89A
Product: family with sequence similarity 89 member A
Exons: 2
Coding region: 55-603 (182 amino acids)
Source: RefSeq, a predicted model, not a curated record
GUGGCGGUGGCCGCGGCGGUAGCGGCGGGCGAGCGCGUGGCCGGGGCGGGCGCGAUGAGCGGGGCCGGAGCGGCGCAGGGGGCAGCGGAUGCGUCCCGGGGGCUGCGGGUGGACGGGCUGCCCCCGCUGCCCAAGAGCCUGAGCGGGCUGCUGCACUCGGCGGCGGGCGGCGGCGCGGCGGGCGGCUGGCGGCACCUGGAGCGGCUGUACGCGCAGAAGUCGCGCAUCCAGGACGAGCUGAGCCGCGGGGGCGCGAGCGGCGGCAGGGCCCGGGCCGCGGGGCUGCCCGCCAAGCCGCCCAACCUGGACGCCGCGCUGGCCCUGCUCCGCAAGGAGAUGGUCGGCCUGCGACAGCUGGACAUGUCCUUGCUCUGCCAACUCUACAGCCUCUACGAGUCCAUUCAGGAGUAUAAGGGGGCGUGCCAGGCUGCGUCCAGCCCGGACUGCACUUACGCCCUGGAGAACGGCUUCUUCGAUGAGGAGGAGGAGUAUUUCCCGGAGCACCACGCCCUCCAUGAGGGGAGGGAACGGGGCCCCCCAAGGGACCUGUCUCUGCCUGUCUCCUCGAUCUCCGGCAGCGACUGGAUUCUGGAGUCCAUCUAGAAAGGGAUCUUAGCAGAGGCCACUGCUGCCCACCGGACACACUGUCAGCCUCAGCUCCCCCUCUCGAAGAAAUCUCCUUCGCUCCUCCAUCGUGGGCAGUCGCCGGGCGCGAGAGGCCAGCGCUGCCAGCUUAAUUUGGAGGACAGCCGUGGCAAUCUGUCGCCAGGGCUGGAGUCUCAGCCUGGGUGGCCUUGAGGUGCUCAGCGACACUAUCAUGCAGAGACCCUCCUGCCCACGAGUCCUGUCCAUGCUGGGACCCUAACAGGAGGAUCCUGGGGCAAAGGCCCUCCCAAAGAUCUUUCCCCCAAGACGACUUUGCCGGUAGACGGUUUGCUGCUCUGCUGUAGGAACUGGCUCCAGGCUGCCGACUAGGAAAACUCCCACUUCGCGGCCCCCUUCCUUCUACAUCUGGCAGCCAUUCUUGCUUCCGUCUUGUGAGCGUUUAAGGCUCUUGGUUGGGCUUUCUUAAUUGCCAGCUGCAUUACUAAUGGUCCCAAUGACUCAGUGAAAGCUUUGUACCAAAAGAAACCCCCCCCAAAACAACAACAAAAAAAACCCCUAAACAUUUCAGGUCACAC